Molecule: messenger RNA, 726 nt
Organism: Paramuricea clavata
Lineage: Eukaryota; Metazoa; Cnidaria; Anthozoa; Malacalcyonacea; Plexauridae
Source: the annotation of a GenBank genome assembly
AUGUCAAAGGAUGAUCCAUCUGUAAAUUGGAAACUUUACAGAACGUUUGAAGAGAAUAUGUUUUUGGAGACUGGUGCGCACCUUAUCAAUAUUGGAAGUUGUGGACUACACAUCAUUCACAGAGCAUACAGGAAAGGCAUAGAGUCUACUGGCUGGGGUCUCCCAGAUAUUCUAUCCAGCUUUUAUAGAAAUUUCAAGGAUUCACCUGCACGUCGAGAGGACUUCCAGAAAGUUUUGGAUGGUGUUGAAAUGCCACUGAUGCCACUGAAAUUUUGCAAAACCCGCUGGGUAGAAAAUGUUAGUGUUCUAGAAAGGACUCUGCAUGUUCUUCCCAACCUGAAAACGUAUGUGAAGGCUGUGGAUGAGAAAAAUACCUCUAAACCAGACACAAGAAUGUAUGAAACCAUUAAGAAUGCUUGCAAAGAUCAAUUACUAGAGGCCAAGUUACAGUUUGCAUUGUCUGUAGUGAAUGAAGUAACACCCUUUCUUCGGCUAUAUCAAACUGACAAACCAAUGGUUCCAUUUCUGGCAACAGACUUGUACAAUAUGCUGAAGGAUAUUCUGUCCAGGUUUUGUAAGAGCGACGUAAUUGAGAAUGCAACAACAGCAUUAAAGCUGGCAAACUUCGAUAUCAAAAAUGAAAAGCUCCAUGAAAGUGACUACAAGAAGAUUGAUGUUGGUUUUAGUGCCGAAAAGUUACUGAGAAACCUCACAGCAGCUGUGUAA